UAGGCUGAGCAACGUGUACGGAAUCCAGAGCAACACAACAACAGUCUCCACGCCACCGACACCGGGGGGUCAGUAACGCGAUGAGAAGAUGCUCGGGCGGGUGCUGCGGCUCGCGCUGAGGCUGCGCGCGGCGGGGUACUGGGCGCUGGUGUACGGAUGCUGCGGCCUGUGCGCGUGCGUGUCGGUGCUGCGGCUGGGCUGGAGCGUGCUGAUCAGACCAGUCCAGACCUUCAGGUGGAGGGUGAGAGAGAGUCCGCCAGCCUGCCUCACCGACACCUCACUGGGCACCCACUGCUACGUCCGGAUCAAGGAGUCAGGACUCAGAUUUCACUAUGUUGCUGCAGGAGAGCGGGGGAAACCACUGAUGCUGUUCCUGCAUGGAUUCCCUGAAUUCUGGUUCUCAUGGAGGCACCAGCUGAGGGAGUUUAAGAGCGAGUUUCGGGUGGUUGCCGUGGACAUGCGUGGCUAUGGAGAGUCUGAUCUGCCCCCCUCCACCGAGUCCUACAGGCUUGACUACCUUGUCACUGAUGUCAAGGACAUUAUAGAGUAUCUGGGAUACAACAGAUGCUUCUUGGUGGGCCAUGACUGGGGUGGCAUCAUCGCGUGGCUCUUUGCUAUUUAUUAUCCUGAGAUGGUGGUGAAGCUGGUUGUGCUGAACAGUCCUCAUCCGAGUGUGUUUGCCGAUUACGCUCUUCGUCACCCCAGUCAGCUGCUCAAGUCCAGUUACUUCUUCUUCUUUCAGCUUCCACGCUUCCCAGAGCUCAUGUUUUCCAUCAACGACUAUAAGGCACUGAAGAGUUUGUUCACGAGUCGGAGUACAGGGAUCGGGCUGAAGGGUCGCUGGCUGACAGCUGAGGAGUUGGAGGCAUAUAUGUACGCCCUGUCUCAGCCUGGAGCCCUCACAGCUGCUCUGAACUAUUACAGAAACGUCUUCAACUUCCUUCCUCUCAGUCAGAGCGAGGUACGAUCCCCAGUGCUGCUCCUGUGGGGCGAGAGGGAUGCCUUCCUGGAGCAGGACAUGGCCGAGGCCUGCCGCCUCUACAUCCGUAACCAUUUUCGCCUCAACAUCAUCUCCGGUGCCAGCCACUGGCUCCAACAAGACCAGCCCGACAUCGUCAACACGCUCAUAUGGACGUUCCUCAAGGAGGGAGAGGGGCGCAAGAGCUACAGGAACUGAGACUGUAAAAAUGGGCUCCGCCCACAUGUGAACAAAUUCAUGAUCAAUGCAAGCACCCUGUCUGAAUUCAGCACAAGGCAGAAAUGAAUAAAACACAAACGUGAAGCUUAAAGCUUAAAGCACAGUUUAAUAGAGGAGUUGAGUAGAGGUUUUUUUACAUUAUUGUUUGCACUUUAUUGGCGAUAACAUUAGUAAGUGUUUGGCAAAAAUGUCCUGGUGAACAAGUCAUACUGCGUGGUGCCUUUAUUCACUUCAACUUGUACCAUGUUGCAACAGUAAACGAUGUGCUAUACGUGUUUAAUUUAUGCUGUGGGCUCGUUACGGUGUAAUCCAGACAAAUCACUCACAGAGACUCGUAGAGUCCUCGACUUCUCUUUCAGGUAGUGAUAUCGUAAUGGAAAAUGUUCUUCUUUUUAUGUUUUUUAUUCUUUUGAAAUACUCGGCUCAGAUAUUUGAAUGUUGUUGUUUUGAUCUCUCUGUAUGAUUAAAGAAAGUGAUGUUUAAAUAUUGUACUUUUUUGUAUCUCUUCCUACAUGCUGCACAUGAGAACAUCACUAAACCAGCUCUGUACCAUUUCGGUUUUCUUAGUAAAUAAAUGAUGGUCAAAAUAAA
This is a messenger RNA of Trichomycterus rosablanca, 1789 nucleotides long. RefSeq names its product epoxide hydrolase 4 (gene ephx4). Lineage: Eukaryota; Metazoa; Chordata; Actinopteri; Siluriformes; Trichomycteridae. The coding region runs from base 89 to 1177 and encodes 362 amino acids. Gene Ontology annotation, molecular function: hydrolase activity. The transcript is spliced from 7 exons. The record is from RefSeq and is a predicted model, not a curated record.